UGCGUGUGAGGUCAUCACGCGCGGGCGGGCGGGGUCCGACGGUUUGAACGAGACGAAGACGGAACCGGAGCCGGGCGCGCGGACGGCGAACGCGGGUCCUGAGAGAGCCGAAGAUGGCAGUGAAUGUGUACUCAACGUCAGUCACCAGUGAUAACCUAAGUCGACAUGACAUGCUGGCUUGGAUCAAUGAAUCUCUGCAGUUGAAUCUGACAAAGAUAGAACAGCUGUGUUCAGGGGCUGCAUACUGUCAGUUUAUGGACAUGCUCUUCCCUGGAUCCAUUGCCUUGAAGAAAGUGAAAUUCCAGGCUAAGCUAGAACAUGAAUAUAUCCAGAACUUCAAAAUACUACAAGCAGGCUUCAAGAGGAUGGGCGUUGACAAAAUAAUUCCUGUGGAUAAAUUAGUAAAAGGAAAAUUUCAGGACAAUUUUGAAUUUGUUCAAUGGUUCAAGAAGUUUUUUGAUGCAAAUUAUGAUGGAAAAGAGUAUGAUCCUGUAGCUGCCAGACAAGGUCAAGAAACUGCAGUGGCUCCUUCUCUUGUUGCUCCAGCUUUGAGUAAACCGAAGAAACCUCUCGGCUCCAGUACUGCAGCCCCACAGAGACCCAUUGCAACACAGAGGACUGCUGCAGCUCCUAAGGCUGGCCCCGGGAUGGUACGAAAGAAUCCUGGUGUGGGCAAUGGAGAUGAUGAAGCAGCUGAAUUGAUGCAGCAGGUCAAAGUAUUGAAGCUUACUGUUGAAGACUUGGAGAAGGAGAGAGACUUCUACUUCGGAAAGCUAAGGAACAUUGAACUGAUUUGCCAGGAGAAUGAGGGGGAAAAUGACCCUGUACUGCAGAGGAUUGUAGAUAUUCUUUAUGCCACAGAUGAAGGCUUUGUGAUACCUGAUGAAGGGGGCCCACAGGAGGAACAAGAAGAGUAUUAAGCAGCCUGGACCAGCAGAGCAACAUCCGAAGUCUUCAC
Mus pahari (shrew mouse) is the source of this 958-nucleotide messenger RNA. RefSeq names its product microtubule associated protein RP/EB family member 1 (gene Mapre1). The transcript is spliced from 7 exons. Gene Ontology annotation, molecular function: microtubule plus-end binding. The record is from RefSeq and is a predicted model, not a curated record. Gene Ontology annotation, biological process: regulation of microtubule polymerization or depolymerization; protein localization to microtubule plus-end; spindle assembly. Gene Ontology annotation, cellular component: microtubule organizing center; microtubule plus-end; cytoplasmic microtubule. NCBI's taxonomy places the organism in Eukaryota, Metazoa, Chordata, Mammalia, Rodentia, Muridae. The coding region runs from base 114 to 920 and encodes 268 amino acids.